Molecule: messenger RNA, 1567 nt
Organism: Harpegnathos saltator (Jerdon's jumping ant)
Lineage: Eukaryota; Metazoa; Arthropoda; Insecta; Hymenoptera; Formicidae
Exons: 5
Coding region: 25-996 (323 amino acids)
Biological process (GO): sensory perception of smell; detection of chemical stimulus involved in sensory perception of smell
Cellular component (GO): plasma membrane
Molecular function (GO): odorant binding; olfactory receptor activity
Source: RefSeq, a predicted model, not a curated record
AGUCGUGCUCGAAGAUUGUACAAAAUGGAUGUCGUCAUGAGAUACUACAAUCUUAACCGUAUUUUCUUACUGUGCAACGGCUUGUGGCCUUAUCAAACAAACAUGUCUAAGAAGAUUCACUUGGUCUGCAUACUUUUUGUCUUCAUGCAAUUUCUCAUUUUUCAGUCAAUGAUAUUCAUCACAGUCGAUUUCAGCAUUCUGCUACUUCUAGAAGUUCUUUCGACUUUAUUCAUAUCCCUUGUUUUUGUGUAUAAAUAUGGCACGAUAUACUUCAAUAUGGAUAAGGUAAAUGCAAGUGACAUGAUUAUUAGAUCGAUCGAUAUCACCGUGAAACACCAUCAAAAAAUCUCUCGGUUAAUUGCGACACAGGUGAAGCUAUUCUUCGAACGCAUUCAGUAUGAUUGGGAUACGCUCAAAGAUCCAGUGGAGUAUGAAAUAAUGAAGAGACAGGCUAACAUCGCGCAAUGGUACACGAAAUAUUUUACGCUGAUCAUGUAUGUAAUUACAUUCCUAUUUAUUACAAUGCAUUACGUGCCGCUUCUUCUGGACGCUGUGGUCCCAUUAGCCAAGCCUCGACCCCGAAGGAUAUUGGUAGUCGGAGAAAUGUUCAUCGAUCAGCAUAAGUACUUUCACAUGGUACUGUUAAAUAUAACGAUAUCGAGCUUGAUCGGUAUGACCACUGUAAUAGCGGCCGAAACUUUGCUUAUGGUAUUGGUGCAACAUGUGUGUGGAUUAUUAAAAGUUACCAGUUAUCGAAUAACGCGCGCUUUCGAUAACGAUUGCUCCCCAGUUCUGAGACAUGGCAAAAAGUGCAUAGUUUGUACCAAAUUGGCGAGCGCCGUAAACAUUCACAGGAGUGCUAUCAUGUUCGCAGAUUGCGUAAGAGAUUGCUUUGGAAUAUCUUAUCUUAUAUUGAUUUUGUUCGGCGUUGCUUCUUUAAGUAUUAAUCUAUAUCGAGUAAGUAGUAUUCGAUUUUUUUUUAUGGAAAGUUUAUAGUUCGUAAUAAUGUCCAACAUCUAGAUUGCAAAUCCGAAAUGAAAUGAAAACAAUUUUGUGAACUUAAUUCCUUCACUCCCGCACUAUUUUUCUCGACCGGUCCUAAGAUGCCAAGAACAAAAGAUUCUCGGAAUUUAGUGAAAGUUUAUAUGAGGGAAGGGGAGACUCAUGAUGCUGAUAACAAAUGUCAAAUCAAGUAUAAAAAUUGUAUCAUAAUGUAAAUAUUGAAAAAUUUUUUUAAUUUUCAUUCUUCUAACAGCCAUAUAUUUUUUUCUGAGGCAACAUUUUGCAAAUAAGACUACAAAAACGUGUUCACAAUAUCCAAAAACCCCUGAUUAAAUUAGCUUUAAUGGUAAAAUUACUUAAAAGCUUUACUGUAAAAUAAUAUUUCAUGAAGAGUGUUUUCGCGGCAUUGAACGUAAAGUCCAAAAUGACGUAAAUUUUCAUCAUCGGUAAAGAAGAGUUUAAAAAAAUAUUGCAUAAGUCUUUCGUACAAAAUAAGUAUAAAAAGUUUAAUAUCGAAUGACAACGGCAUAUUCCUUUUACCCCAAAAAAAUAUUUUAUGAUAAAA